Myxocyprinus asiaticus (Chinese sucker) is the source of this 1734-nucleotide messenger RNA. RefSeq names its product dystrobrevin binding protein 1a (gene dtnbp1a). Gene Ontology annotation, cellular component: BLOC-1 complex; cytoplasm; neuron projection. Gene Ontology annotation, biological process: negative regulation of protein kinase activity; platelet dense granule organization; anterograde synaptic vesicle transport. NCBI's taxonomy places the organism in Eukaryota, Metazoa, Chordata, Actinopteri, Cypriniformes, Catostomidae. The record is from RefSeq and is a predicted model, not a curated record. Bases 183 to 1286 code for a protein of 367 amino acids. The transcript has 10 exons.
GUCAUGUAGUCGGUGUUCCUUGUAGACAGAUGCACUUGCAUUGUCAGCCUACAACGGGAUAUCGGGACAUUGUCUACUUAUUAAUGAUGACUGAAGCCCCCGUUAAAGACUAUAAGCACACUGAGAUCUAGCUAAAUGUUAUCCGUCAAGCCUAUGUUAGGGGAAUAAAGCAGCUUAAAGACAUGUUUGAGAAUUUCAGAGAGAGACUGCAAACGGUGCAGCAGGAUUUCACAUCAGGAAUCAAGACCUUGAGUGACAAAUCCAAGGAGGCUAAAGUAAAGAAGAAACAGAGAAGAGAUGAGCACCUUCCCCAAUAUUCUGCUGGAGUGGAGCUACUCAGUCGGUAUGAAGACACUUGGGUGGCUCUUCACAAACGAUCCAAAGAGUGUGCCAAGGCUGGGGAAACUUUGGAUGGGGAGGUAGUGAUGCUGUGUGCACAUUGGGAGAAGAGACGAGGAGCAGUGCUGGAGCUACAGGAACAACUGCAGCAGAUCCCUGCUUUCCUCUCAGACCUGGAGACUGUCACCUCACGUAUAGCUCAUCUGGAGGCUGAUUUUGAGGAAAUGGAGAGUCGUCUGAUGUAUCUGGACGAUUUGUGUGCUCAAUGUGAACAUCAACGCUUCAAACACUUUCAGAUACUUCAGCUGGAAAGCUACAAGAAGAAAAAAAGGAAAGAACUUGAGUCUUUGAAAGCAGAGCUCGGUGCAGAACAUGCCCAGAAAGUGUUGGAGAUGGAGCAUGCACAGCAGGUCAAGCUAAAGGAGAGGCAGAAAUACUUUGAGGAAGCAUUUCAGCAAGACAUGGAGCAGUACCUCUCUACAGGAUACCUCCAGAUCACUGAUAGGAGAGAUCCAAUAGGCAGUUUGUCCUCAAUGGAGGUGAAUGUUGAUCUGCUGGAACAAAUGGAUCUUACAGAUGUGUCUGACCAUGAGGCACUUGAUGUCUUCCUCAGCUCGAUUGGUGAAGAGAACCGUGCUCCAUCUCCUGACACAGGUGGCCCAGCUCUGGAAACUGGCACAUCCCCAUCAGAGAACAGUCUGAAAGUGCCCACUCAGACAGAGCUACGGCACACUGCCUCCUCAAUCUCCUCCUGCACUGAUACUAUCAGCGGUGUGACUGAGGGUCCGGAUGAUGAAGAGGAUGCCAGCGAGGAAAGCUGCAGUGGAGAAUCCCCAUUGGUUCAGUCAGAUGAGGAGGAGGUACAUGCUGACACAGCCCUCAUGGGUCUCCCGGAAACAGAAGAGCCGCUCAAGAGCUCUGACGACAGCGACACACAGGCCCCCUAGUGGCCAUGGAGGGGAAGUGUGCUCAGUUCAAGCUGGUUUUCCAAGAUGAAACGUGUUUUUACAUCAGAUAGUGAUAGAGAGUGUUGGUGUAACAAGUGAGGCUGAAGAGCAACGAGAAACUGAACAUUUCUUCAUGGCUUAGUGUGGCACUGUUUGUCCUCAGCCUAGAGAGCAGCUCUUCAGACUAAAAGCACUGUGAUUUUUGUUUCAUUCUUUCCCAUAAAAAUCUAUACAAUUUAUGAUACAGUUCUUCGUAUGAUAUGCAAAACCUGCUGCUUUAGAAUUAUAUCGAAAAUAAUAAACAUUUUACAGUGUUCCUGCUAAUAUCACUGAUAUACUGUACGUUGCAUGAAUUUGUAAUGCGAAGCUCAUUUUUUCAUAUUAUAUAAUUGAGCCUACUUAAAGAAUGCACUGAAAUAAAAUAUACCUUGAAAUAAGAUGAACCUCA